AUGCGCAGCAUAUGGCAAUGUUCAUCAUGCACCACCCUCUUCGUCUUCGCGGUUUUGGGAAGGGAAGCAUCGGGAUCGCACGCCGCCAGGCAAUGGAAAGAUGUCCAUAGGAUUCCAAAGGCCCAAGUGACUGCGCACCCGGCGCGACGACAAGAGGGCACUUGCCCGACCGAACACACUUUGUGCGCGGCCUCCUUCAGCGGCGGCUGCUGCCCCUCUCGCUAUGCCUGCGCGGUCGACUCAUGCUAUGCGACAACGGCGGGGCCGGCCACUGCGUGCGGUCUGGCAGGAUAUUUUGCCUGCGCCCCGGUGAACGGCGAGGCUGGUUGCUGUCCAGUCGGCUAUGUGUGCGGAAGCCAGAAUUGCCUUCCUCCUGCAGGCAUCUCCUACCCAAAUACGCAGUGCCCAACCGACUAUUACCUCUGUCCGUCCUCAGCCAACUACGGGUGCUGCAUGAGCGGAAUGGGCUGCGCGCCGAACGCUUGCUACUCAACAGAACCAGUGACAACAACCAUUCUGCAAGCCAUCACAACCAUCUCCGGCAGCGAAACAAUAACAUCGACCCGGUCAGCCGUCACCGUAUCGACGCCAACGCCUCCCCCGGGGCCCACAGAUAGUCCCGGCGUCGCCGCGAAGUUCAUCCCGACCAGCGUCCCAAAGGUCCCGGCGAGUACCCCAACCAGCGAGGCCAGCGGCGGUCUGAGCGCCGGCGCCAUUGGAGGCAUCAUCGCCGGCGUCGUUAUCCUCCUCGUGGCGGUGAUAGUCGCCGCUUUCCUCAUCAUCCAACGGCUCAAACGCGUCGAAGAUGUCAUGGAAUCCAAGCGCGGCUCCUCCAGCGGCAAGAAAACCCGGUCGCAAUCCCACGCCCAAAUGGAACACUACGGCCGCCAGCUACACUCCGACGUGGACGACAUGAGCGUCGACCCCCUGAUUCACAUCAACAACAACAACAACAAUAACAGCUCCUCCGCCGCCACACCGAAACUGGGCCCCAACUCCCACCGCGGCCGCUCCGAUUCGACGGGUUUCACCCCGUCCCCGAACAUGUUCGAGGACUGCGCCCGCCACGCCAGCCCGGAUGCCAACGCCGGCGGCUACUUUGACGACCCCGCGGCUGCAGCGGCCGCGCGCGUGCAUAACAUCCCCGGCGCAGCAGCAGCCUGGCAAACGCAGCAGCAGCAGCAGCAGCAGAACAUGCUCCUCAUGCAGCCGGCGACCAUUCACGAGAGCGCGGACAGCACCAACACCGCACCCCACCACCGCCCGUAUGCGUACACGCACUGGCGGCAGAUGAGCAAUGCGAGCGAGCUGUCGGCGGAUGGGAGCGAGAACGGGGCCGGGGUGACCAGCCCACUUGUUGGCGGCGGAAGGUUAUCGGAAUUGGAUGGGUCCGGCGUCGUCGAGUUGCCGAGUGGUGAUGGUGGUGGACUCGAUCUCGGUCCGGGGGUGGGGUAUGCUGCUGGCGCUGGUUCCGGUGCUGGUGCCGGGGUGAGGAGUAGGUCGGGCAGUGCAGCUAGUGCAAGGGGGAUGGGCCAUGCGAGGAGGAGGAGUGAUGGCGUUCAGGGACAGGGGGUAGGGCAGGGCCAGGCUGGCGGAGCGGGAUUAGGGCUGACGCCGCUGGAUGAGGCGGCCGAGAUGCAUGGGUAUUAUGGACGGCCCGGGCAGCAGGCGGGUCAGACGGCUGCUGGGUUGGAUGGGCAGUGGGAUGGGAAUGGUGCCGGUGAGAACCGUACCCAGGGAACGCAAGAGGGACGGGGGGUGCGAGGGUCGUGA
Parathielavia appendiculata is the source of this 1773-nucleotide messenger RNA. RefSeq lists its product as uncharacterized. NCBI's taxonomy places the organism in Eukaryota, Fungi, Ascomycota, Sordariomycetes, Sordariales, Chaetomiaceae. The coding region runs from base 1 to 1773 and encodes 590 amino acids. The record is from RefSeq and is a predicted model, not a curated record. The transcript has 2 exons.